ACGCGCGCUCCCGCGCCGCGGGGCAUUGUGGGCGCGCAGAGAUGGCGGCGCUGGGCGCGGGCCGGGCGGCGGCGGCGGGGCUCCUGCGCGCCCAGAGCCUCGGGGCAUGGCGGGGGCUGGGCACCUCGGCCGCCCUGCUGCAGCAAGCCCAGGCCAAGUCCCACAGGGCUGAGGGGACAUUCCAGGUGACAAUGCUGCCGGGGGACGGCGUGGGCCCGGAGCUGAUGCACGCUGUCAAGGAGGUCUUCAAGGCUGGCAAUGUCCCCGUGAUCUUCGACGAGCACCACCUGAGCGAGGUGCAGAACACGGCGUCCGAGGAGAAGCUGGACCGGGUGGUGGACUCCAUGAAGGAGAGCAAGGUGGCCCUCAUUGGGAAGAUCCACACGCCCAUGGAGUACAAGGGAGACCUGGCGUCCUAUGACAUGAGGCUCAGGAGGAAGCUGGACCUGUUUGCCAACGUGGUGCACGUGAAGAGCCUCCCGGGCUACCAGACCCGGCACAACAACCUGGACCUGGUGAUCAUCCGGGAGCAGACCGAGGGCGAGUACAGCUCCCUGGAGCACGAGAGUGCCAAGGGGGUGAUCGAGUGCCUGAAGAUCAUCACCAGGGCCAAGUCCCAGCGCAUCGCCAAGUUCGCCUUCGACUACGCCACCAAGAAGGGCCGGGCCAAGGUCACAGCUGUGCACAAGGCCAACAUCAUGAAGCUGGGGGAUGGGCUGUUCCUGCAGUGCUGUAAGGAGGUGGCUGAGCUGUACCCCAAGAUCAAAUUCGACACCAUGAUCAUCGACAACUGCUGCAUGCAGCUGGUGCAGAAUCCCUACCAGUUUGACGUCCUGGUGAUGCCCAACCUCUACGGGAACAUCGUGGACAACCUGGCCGCGGGGCUGGUGGGCGGCGCGGGCGUCGUGCCCGGCGAGAGCUACAGCGCCGAGUACGCCGUGUUCGAGCUGGGAGCCCGGCACCCCUUCGCCCAGGCCGUGGGCAGGAACAUCGCCAACCCCACGGCCAUGCUGCUCUCGGCCUCCAACAUGCUGCGGCACCUCAACCUGGAAUACCACUCCAACAUGGUCUCGGACGCGGUGAAGAAGGUGAUCAAAGGUGGCAAAGUCCGGACCCGGGACCUGGGCGGUUACUCCACCACCUCCGACUUCGUCAAGUCCGUCAUUGACAACCUGCACCCCAACUAUGGGGCUUAGGACCCCCGGCAGCCCCCCGCGCCUCGGCCCCCUCCCCAGCCCCCUCCCAGCCCCCCAGGGAGGCCCGGGACCCCCAGGAACGCUUUACCCCCCCCAUCCCCCAGAGGAGGCGGCCAGUGUGGAUUUUGGGGUGUGC
Molecule: messenger RNA, 1332 nt
Organism: Passer domesticus (house sparrow)
Lineage: Eukaryota; Metazoa; Chordata; Aves; Passeriformes; Passeridae
Gene: IDH3B
Product: isocitrate dehydrogenase (NAD(+)) 3 non-catalytic subunit beta
Exons: 12
Coding region: 42-1196 (384 amino acids)
Biological process (GO): isocitrate metabolic process; tricarboxylic acid cycle
Cellular component (GO): mitochondrion
Molecular function (GO): magnesium ion binding; NAD binding; oxidoreductase activity, acting on the CH-OH group of donors, NAD or NADP as acceptor
Source: RefSeq, a predicted model, not a curated record